Messenger RNA from Caenorhabditis sp. 36 PRJEB53466, 1236 nucleotides. The record is from the annotation of a GenBank genome assembly. NCBI's taxonomy places the organism in Eukaryota, Metazoa, Nematoda, Chromadorea, Rhabditida, Rhabditidae.
AUGGUAGCCGGUGUGAGACUACUCGCAUACGGACGACUAGCAGUAAGGGCCGUAUUCUCGGCUUCUGCUCUGGAUUUAGGUGAGCUCCGACAGCUUGUUCCGCUGUUAAAUAAUCGUUAUCUUCUUCAGGCUCAGCAGUUGGUCCUGAGGCGAUCAGUUCCGGCCGCCGAGGACUGUCAAGCAGUGCCUCUAAGCCAAGCAAACCGUCCUCCGAAGGAUCUCCCUGUCCUGCCGCCUCCGCUCACGUUGAGAAUGUGAUUGCGAGCUGUGCAGGGUUCCCGAAAGACAUGCUGAAAGGACCUUCGACCGUACUUGACAAGGGAGUCUUCGGAGACGACGCCUGGUUUAUUUCCAGGUUUAAGAACACAUUUGUAGUUGGUCAGUGAGCCGAAUCGAGUUAAAUUUCUCUAAGUCUGUUAUUUUUCAGGAGUGGCUGAUGGUGUUGGCGGAUGGAGGAAAUAUGGAAUCGAUCCUUCAGCAUUCUCUCGGCGGCUAAUGAAAGAGUGCGAAAAGAGGGUCCAAGAAGGAGACUUCGACCCGCAGAGACCAGAUUCUCUUCUCGAGUACGCAUUCAUGGCUUCUGCUGAAGCGCCGAGGCCUGUUGGUAAGUAGCAGGAAAGAUGUAUCUGGAGAGUGAUGGUGUAUGUUUAGGGUCUUCAACGGCGUGCGUUCUUGUUGUCCACCAAGAAAAAUUGUAUUCGGCGAAUCUCGGAGACUCUGGGUUUAUGGUUGUACGCAACGGAAAAGUGAUUUCAUCGGCUGCUGCAUUUUAUUUUAUCAGCUCUUUUUCAGGUCAUCUCAAAAAGUCGCGAACAAGUGCACUACUUCAACGCGCCGUUCCAGCUGACUCUCCCACCUGAUGGAUACCAAGGAUUCAUCGGAGACAAGCCAGAUAUGGCUGACAGAGAGGAGUUGGACAUGAAGAAAGGGGACAUAAUUCUUCUGGCGACUGAUGGAGUUUGGGACAACUUGAGUGAGCAGCAAGUGCUCGAGCAGUUGAAGUCUUUGGAUGAGGGAAAGCGAAAUGUGCAGGAGGUGAGUCGUGGUGACUUGAGAAUCUUUGAGAAGACGUUUCCAACUUUGCAGGUCUGUAAUGCCUUGGCUCUCACCGCUCGCAGGUUAGCCUUCGAUUCGAAGCACAACAGUCCGUUUGCAAUGAAGGCUCGCGAGCACGGUUUCCUGGCUCCAGGAGGAAAGCCGGACGACAUCACUCUCGUGCUCCUGCUCAUCGCUUAG